Bombyx mandarina (wild silkworm) is the source of this 498-nucleotide messenger RNA. Its product is annotated as chorion class CB protein PC404 pseudogene. The record is from RefSeq and is a predicted model, not a curated record. Lineage: Eukaryota; Metazoa; Arthropoda; Insecta; Lepidoptera; Bombycidae.
AUGUUUCAGGCCAUAUCCAGCCAGUGCAUCGGUCAUGCCCUUUAUAGAAAUGGAUUCCUCGGACCAUUUGGUGGUCGGGGCUACGAUGGGCUGUCGCUCUUCGGCAGGCGUGGUCUCGGCCAAGGAUGCGGCUGCGGCUACGGAGGCGUCCCAUCAUCUUUUGGCGGCGGUUUCACCGUUACCAGUUCCUCUCCUGUCGCCCCUACCGGACUCGUAGUAACUUCAGAGAACGCCAUUGAAGGAGCAGUCACCGUCAUUGGCAGUCUGCCGUUCUUGGGCGCUGUCUCGACCGAUGGAUCUUUUCCCACUUCUGGGACCGGUGCCAUUUCGAGCUGCUGCGGUGAUGGCACCGUUGGCAUUGUUUCAGAAAGCUUUAUCUCACCGAUCAUUGGCGAUUUUAUUGUUCCCUCGGUGACUCCAGUUGGUUUCACUUCCUUCCCGCGUGGCUUAUGGGGCGGCUUUAGGAAAGGCGGUUGCAGUUGUAGGGGUGUCUACUAA